AAAUAAAACGCUGGCAGCUGGGCUCUUAUUGUGAAGGUCCCGGUCUGGCGCCCCCUGUCGGCGGCGGAGUGUAGCGGCAGCUGGGCUCUUAUUGUGAAGGUCCCGGUCUGGCGCCCCCUGUCGGCGGCGGAGUGUAACUGCAGCUGGGCUCUUAUUGUGAAGGUCCCGGUCUGGCGCCCCCUGUCGGCGGCGGAGUGUAACUGCAGCUGGGCUCUUAUUGUGAAGGUCCCGGUGUGGCGCCCCCUGUCGGCGGCGGAGUGUAACUGCAGCUGGGCUCUUAUUGUGAAGGUCCCGGUCUGGCGCCCCCUGUCGGCGGCGGAGUGUAGCGGCAGCGGCGCUGAAUGCCCGUCCUCCUCUUCUUCUUCUCCCAGCAGCGGCUCCGCGCUGUUUCUAUUCCCGGAGAGACCGCCUCCAUUUUAGCACCGACACCCGGCGGAGGAGCAGCGGCUCUCAGCGGACUCAGCGGCCGGCGGAGGGACACGCUCCUGCGGCGGCGGUGGCUUUAAUUCCUCGGGCGUGAAUCAGCCGUUUUUUCCUGGGAUGGCGGCGCUGCGGCAGGACGCAGCCGGGGCGGCGGUGGCUUUGUGAGGAUUUAACGGGCUGUUUUCUGCGGUGAGAUUUCUUGAUUUAACGGAGGAGAGGAGCGGGAGGAUCGGCUUCGGAGGGUCAGCAGGAGCUAACAACCGAGCCACAGUGAGCGGACUCUGGUCUGCAGGAACCACUUCCUGUCUGCCGAGGGGCGGAGUCAGAGCUGCACCAGCUUCUCUGCGAGGAUGUGGCAGUGAGCAUGCUCAGAGCGCUGAUCAUUACCAUGGCGAUAUUCGGCGCCAGCCAAGCGUGCGGCGGUCAGGACAACUGCUCCGACAACAGCGAGUCCAAGGACUACUGUUACUCGGCUCGCAUCCGCAGCACGGUGCUGCAGGGGCUGCCGUUCGGAGGAGUGCCCACUGUGCUCGCCCUCGACUUCAUGUGCUUCCUGGUGCUGCUCUUCGUCUUUUCCAUUCUACGGAAAGUUGCGUGGGACUACGGCCGCCUGGCGCUGGUCACCGACGCCGACAGACUGAAGAAGUGUUUCAGCGACCUGGAGGAGCGGGAAUACGUUGCCUCGGCGAUGCACUCAGAGACGCCCGAUCGGUACGAACGCCUCACGUCCGUCUCCAGCUCCGUCGACUUCGAUCAGAGAGACAACGGCUUCUGCUCGUGGCUGACGGCCAUCUUCAGAAUAAAGGAUGAAGAGAUCAGGGAGAAGUGUGGUGAGGACGCCGUUCACUAUCUGUCCUUCCAGCGUCACAUCAUCGGCCUGCUGGUCGUCGUCGGCGUCCUCUCUGUCGGCAUCGUCCUGCCCGUCAACUUCUCCGGAGACCUGCUGGAAAACAACGCCUACAGCUUCGGACGCACCACGAUAGCCAACCUGAAGUCCGGGACGAAUCUGCUGUGGCUGCACACUUCGUUUGCCUUCAUGUAUCUGCUGCUGACCGUCUACAGCAUGAGGAGACACACGUCCAAGAUGCACUACAAGGAGGACGACCUGGUGAAACGUACUUUAUUCAUUAACGGCAUCUCUAAAUACGCAGAAGAGAGUCAGAUAAAACAGCACUUUGAGCAGGCGUAUGAGAACUGCACGGUGCUGGAGGCUCGGAUCUGCUACAACGUGGCCAAACUGAUGUCUCUGAACGCCGAGAGGAAGAAGACGGAGCGCAGUAAGAAGUUCUUCACCGACCUGAUGGCGAAGGAACACGUUCCCACCAUGAUCAACCCCAAACCCUGCGGGCACCUCUGCUGCUGCGCCAUCACCGGCUGCGAGGAGGAGGAGGCGGUCAGCUACUACACCAAGAGGGAGGCCAAGCUGAAGGAGGAGUACAGGAAGGAGAAGGAGAAGGUCCACACCAAACCGCUGGGCAUGGCCUUCGUCACCUUCCAGAACGAGGCCAUGACUGCCAUUAUUUUGAAGGACUUUAAUGCCUGUCAGGUUCAGGGUUGUCGGUGUCGUCAGGAGCCAGGAUCCUCUCAGUUCAGCGAGGUUCUCCACAUUCACAACUGGAGCGUUUCGUACGCGCCCGACCCGCAGAACGUCCGCUGGGAACACCUGUCGCUAGGCGGGAUCUCCUGGUGGAUCCGCUGCUUCAUCAUCAACUGCAUCCUCUUCAUCCUGCUCUUCUUCCUCACAACGCCUGCCAUCAUCAUCUCCACCAUGGACAAGUUCAACGUCACCAAGCCUGUCGAGUAUCUCAACAAUCCCAUCGUCACUCAGUUCUUCCCCACUCUGCUGCUCUGGGCUUUCUCUGCUCUGCUGCCCACCAUCGUCUACUACUCUGCCUUCUUCGAGGCUCACUGGACCAGGUCUGGAGAAAACAGGACGACGAUGCAUAAAUGUUACACCUUCCUGAUCUUCAUGGUCCUGCUGCUGCCGUCUCUCGGACUCAGCAGUCUGGAUGUUUUUUUCCGCUGGCUCUUUGAUAAGAAGUUCCUGGCUGAUGCCAAAGUCAGAUUUGAGUGCGUCUUCCUGCCGGAUAACGGAGCAUUCUUCGUCAACUACGUCAUCGCCUCGGCAUUCAUCGGGAACGCCAUGGACCUGCUGAGGAUCCCCGGUCUACUCAUGUACAUGAUCCGGCUGUGCCUGGCUCGCUCCGCUGCAGACCGCCGCAACGUCAAGAGGCACCAGGCCUAUGAGUUUCAGUUCGGAGCGGCGUACGCCUGGAUGAUGAACGUCUUCACGGUGGUGAUGGCCUACAGUAUCACCUGCCCCAUCAUCGUCCCCUUCGGUCUGAUGUACAUGCUGCUGAAACACCUGGUGGACCGAUACAACAUGUACUACGCCUACCUGCCCUCCAAACUAGACAAGAAGAUCCACUCCGGAGCCGUCACCCAGGUGGUGGCUGCACCCAUCCUCUGCCUCUUCUGGUUGCUCUUCUUCUCCACUGUACGCACAGGUUUCGAGACACCGACGUCCAUGUUCACCCUGGUGGUGCUGAUCGUCACCAUCGUGGUCUGUCUGUCUCACGUCUGCUUCGGACACUUCAAGUACCUCAGCGCUCAUAACUACAAGAUCGACACCAAGGAGAACGACGUGGACGCCGUUGAGAACGGACGUCCAGUUCGUCCCUCGUCCUCCCCCACCACCAAAUCUCAGCAGCAGCAGCAGCAGCAGCAGCAGCAGAUGUACAUUGCCCAAGUUCUCCAGGACCCAAACUCAGACGAGCCGGGCGGUGGCAGCGGCGAGGAGGACCGAGGGUCGUCCCAGGACGAGGAGAUGCUGAACGGAGGGAACAGCAUCAAUGAGGCGGAUUUUCAGUCAGGGGAGGACAGUCUGAUCGCCAACGAGGUCCGCCAGUAGCUGCGGGUGGAGCUAGAGGGAGGGGGCGGAGCUAGUUGAAGGUUCAUACCCACACAACAGUUAGAAAAUAAAGCUGAGUGUAGAAUCACUACACACACAAACACGCAUACAGAUAGACUAACACAGGUAGCUCCACCUCCUCCCAGCUCGAAGACUUGACCCUGACCUUUGACGCCGGCGCCGGCUCGCCAACAUCCAGUCCUGCACGUCUGUGGAAAAUUGACGGACAUCAAUCUGUCUCCACAGGAAGUCACUGUACAUAACCUCAAAGCCAAAAGUUUUUCUUUUUGUUUUGUAUUUUUCUCGGGGUGUGGGACGGGGUUUAAAAAUUCGUGCCUGGGCUGGAUUUUGUUCGUUCGCACUCGUGUCUUGACUCCUGAUCCCACCGCGGGUCGUCCGGGACUCGACCUGUCGAGGGGUCAAAGCUGAUGCUGACACUAUCUAUCUUUUUCCUUGGCCUGGUGGACGCCUCCAAACAAACGCCCGCCGUCGCUAUCGUCCUCUGAUAUCGGAGUGCUAAAUAAGUCGCCAACCGCCAGCUCUCGUAGUGGUAGAAGCCUUGCUUGCGCAGACGCAUCGCAGUCUCCCUUUCCUGUUCGCCGUUUUCCUCUUUCUUUUUGUGGAACCUGUGGAUCAUGAAUUUUGCCGGUAUGUUCAACACAUCACCUGGAAGUUCUGGGUUUUUUGACCUGCCAAGCUUUCGCUGCAUGUUGUUAAAAGUGCUGUCUGGGUUAAUGACGUCGCCACCUUCGGACAUUGUCAUCUAACGCUGGACCGUAGUGGCCAAUGAACUCGCCAGAUUUCCACCACGAUCUCAGCAGCACAUCCUCCUACCUGCCGGACGAGAGUUUUCGGCUACACUUUCCACUUAAGUUGGACUGCUCCUCGACCGCCGAACCACUGGACUCAACACGAGGAGGCUCUCUUUUCUGGUUUUGAUUUCACCCGAACUACCUUAAAUCAUGAACACCUGACAAAGGGAACGGGGAUAUUUGUGUCUGUGUAGGUUUAGCAAUCAAAACUCUUUUCAUUCAUGGGGAGAACUUUGUGACGACGCUCUGACACAGCAGCAGUAGUCGAGUAGUUUGAGCUCGGGUAGACGCAGAAGAGCAGCGCUUUUCGUCCGGACGGUCUACCCUCAACACCUGAAGCUGUCAGGACUCUCAAGGGAAAAUGUUUUCUGUUUGUGUGUGUUUUGAAGUGUGCACUGUCUGUGUGUCCAGUAGCUUAUUGUACACCAACCCGCACCAUGAAGGGUUCAACAACAUCACCAGGUAACCAAAAACACCCCGACAUCUGGUCAACAAGUUCCAGUGCUUCUCAAACCGGUCAGUCUAUUGUAGAAUUAGUUCACCGAACUGUUUUCCUUCACUUUGGCACGGAAAUGUCCAUGUUUAGAAGGAAUACGAAUCACGUUUGACUUUCACAUCUACAAAUGUCAACAAAGUCUGUUUUUACUGCAUUACUGCUGCAGUUCAAGCCUAAACGGUCAAAUUAUAUUCAGUCCAACUGAAAUCACUUUGUUAGUCAGAUGAUUUCAUCUCUGUGUGUCCAAUACAGAGACAGGUCCAGUACGUGUUUAGCUAAGCUUGGCACAAAGAACCGUUAGCCUAGCUUCAUCAAAAGAGGAAAAAAAAUCCCUGUCACACAACUCCAAGUCGGAUUUACAUGUUGUAUCUUCUUGUUAGCUUUAGAGACAAAGAUAGAAGCUAACAAUUAGUAACGUUUGAGAUUAGUUUAGAGUUAGCUUCUAAGUCUUGAUUGGGUUUAUUCCAAGUGUCUGAUUUACGUGUUGGAUCCUGUUAGCUAACCAGCUAGUCACCAGUCCAUCCGGUAGUCAGCUUCGUUUAGUUGACUAGAGCUGGGGGUCAAGAGCCAGACUAUAACUCUAAGCUAAUUUAGUUUGAUAUUAAGCCCUAAAUAUUAGCUUCUAUCUAGUACUUGUUGAUCUCAUGUGCUUCUCAAAGACAAAAAGAAAAUUGUUAUUUCCUGAAUGAACAUUGUUUCUGCUCCAACAUGUGCUUAGCAUAAAGACUUCAGCACAAGAGACAAAAAAUACACCUUCUAACAACAAGUCUGUCUGAUUUACUUGUUGUAUGUUCUUGUUAGCUGCUAUCUUUGCAUCUAAAGUUAACCAAACUGGGCCUAGAAGAUGAUAUUUCGGUCUUAAUCUUGAACUUUACCAAUUGUUAGAGUUAGCUUCUAGGUCUUGACCCCUGGCACUAGCCAACAAAACCAAGUUGACUUUUGGAUGGAUUUGUGACUAGCUUGUUAGCCAACUAGUCUGUUUAUUUCAAUGCAGUUGCCGCAAUCAACUUUUUAUGAAGCUAGGCUAGGUUUUCCCCUGCUUCCAGUCUUUGUGCUAAGCUAGGCUAAACACAUCUUGGACCUAUCUGUCAAAAAAGCGAUCCGGAUAUGUUUUCUCUUUGUCCUGAAUUGAAAUUGAACGGAGUACUGAAUUAUCAUAUAGCCGCACCUCGAGAGGAUUGUUUUAAGAAAGUUAAAUUUGAGAAUUUACUCAAACUUCACGUGAAAAUAAGGCUUCAGCUGCAGCGCCGAUGCACAAUAUUUACAAGAUGGAGGGAGGUUCAGUCGUCACUUUCCUAUGAUUCUCGCGGUUUCUGAUGAUGUGUGCUAGUCGGCGCCUGUUUCUUCUGAUUGGAGGAUUUUGGAGGGAAAACUGCCAUCUUCACUUUAAACGACCUACCGCUGCUUUCUCAAGCUGUAACUCCUCAUAUCUCCUGCUGAUCUCUGGUUUCAAUUCAUUUCUAUGAAAACCAAGUUUAAGUGACCCCAUAUGCAAUUUUUAAAGGACAAAAAAAAGCUUUUCAUUUCUACCCCGCAACCAAUGACAACUAUUGCCGCACACUGUAGCUCCCUUAAGUGCAAUUUAUUGGCACAUCCAACACUGACGUUUCGAACUACCGCUCUUCUUCAGACUAGCCAACAAUAAAUUGCACUUCAGGGAACUACAGUGUGCGGCCCCCUUUUUCAUGUUUUCAUUGCGGUCUUCUGCUGGUCCAGCACCUGCUUUACACAGUUUGAUGUGCUUAAAAUGACACCUGCAGCCAGCAGAUUUGAGCAGCUGUAGCUAGCUAGCUAAUGAAGCUAACAUUAGCUCCGUGACUUGGUUGAAAACUCUGUCUCAGUCUAACUUUUUAAUGUUUCCAGCUGACUAAUUUUAAAACAAGAAGCCUGUAAAAAGUUGCAUUAUGGGAAAUGGAGUUUGACUCACACCAGUGGUCAGGAUAUUUCCACCCCUGCUGCUCAGAUUGGGACCGUUCUUUUUUGAAAAGUCUCUUUUGAGUCUCCCUAACGGAGUCUCCCUAUCCUUAUGGAUAGGACAUACUAAAUCAAAGGAGUGCCCGUUUAAGUCAAGGUCCACUUACUAGAUUUUGAAAAGCUAGUAAGUGGACCGUGACCUUUAGAUAAUUUUGUCAAACGACUAUUUCCGAGGUCCGAGGAGAACCUCCUUGUGUUGCCUUCUUUAGUGUUUACACUAAGAUGAAUUGGCGUCACCAGGGAUGAUUUGCCUCUGAUCUGCCCCCUAGUGGACAAACGUAUUAAUCCUCAAAGGACAAAGUGCUUAAAUUACUCCGACGAGUACAAAAGCACUUUGCAGCUGCUUGUCUGCGCACAUGUGUAGUUAAAAAGUGAGGAGGUUACAGGCUCACCACCGCCACCGUUAUCAGUUGCCAUGGCAACAGAAACAGGAAGCCGACCCGGCUGGCGGCAGCAUCAUCAGGAAGCGAGGGGAACACUUUCAAAUAAUAACACAAACGCUUCAGUGCAGCGACGUGACGCCGAAAUAGUCUCAGGAGUUUUGUUUUCCUAAAAUAAUGUUUACAUCAGUUUUUGUUUGCUAUUUUUAAUUUUUGUCAUAUUCUGCAGAGUGUGUGUGUGUGUGUGUGUGUGUGUGUAUACUUGCUACAUAGUGAAGACUGAAACAUGUUUUUUACCUACAGAGUGAGGACAUUUUUGGAAAGUGAGGACAUUUUGGCCGGUCCUCACAACUUCAAAUGGCUGUUUGAAGGUUAAGACUUGGUUUGAAGGGCGAGGUUAGAGUGAGGGGCGAGGGAAUGCAUUAUGUCACUGACGGUCCUCACAAAGAUAGAAGUACAAGGAUGUGUGUGUGGACACAGAGCUGGACUAUGAAAGCUGUAGCCACCAGGACAUCGGCGUCGGUCGGCGUCGGCCGGUGGCUACACGCCGGAGAACCUACAGCGUUUGUGUCCAGAUGAUGUUUUUUGAAUUUAGUUUCCUCUUCACCUCCGGUGGGGCGUCUGCUGUCGGGCGCCCCGCUGUGAUUGUACGCACACGAAACUGAAACUGAAGGAGAGCUCAAGGAUCUGGAUCUGAGGUCUGAAUCUGAGACCGGAGGUUCGGUUCAGCAGCUCUCAACCCGACAGUCUGGAAAAUCUCUGAGAGACUGAUUUUGUUUUCGGAGGCUGGAGGAGCCAAGAGUGCGUGAUUUCUUUAGAUCCGAAUACAAAAUGAGGCUCGUAUUUAAUUUAACCAUCUCGUUACCCUAAAAUAAAGACUUGAGCAUUGUGUGGUCUCCUGGCUGUGUUGAAACAGACCGAACAAGAACCUGAUCAAUAAAUCCUGAUCCAGGUCCACUUUCUAGAUGCGUAAAAGCCUGUAAGUGGACCUUGACUCGAGAUAAUUUUGUCCAGUGUUGCCAUUUGUAGUUAUGUUUACGUUACGACAUUAUCUCUAACAGAACCUGAUCAAUAAAUCCUGAUUAUUGGAGUUAAAAACUAAACAAGAGACAUCAGCGGGAACCAGAAUCAGUGACUUUUUAUAUUAGGCGAAAAAAAAACUUUUCACGUUAUAUACAAACUUAUAUUUAAAUAACGCGAGAACAGAACAGAUACAAGAGUUUGUGGCAUUCAGUGUCCCAAAUAUUAAAUGGCAACAACAGUUCUUCAUCUUCCAGCAGGCUGAAAGGGUUAAAACAUCCUCGCACGGGGUCAAAGGUCGACCUGUUCUGGGACUGAAGAGGGUUGAGAGCUGCUGCGUUCACUGACGGCUCGGUGCUGUAGGAACUGAAGACGCUCGUUUAAAAAAAACAAAGUGUGAUAUUUUUGUAACCUGCUGACUGAAGUAUUUGAUACUGAACUCGUAUUGAAGAAACGUUGAUAGCUGUGACGAUGCUGUUGUAACAUGUAACUCAAAGUUUAAUAAUCAGCCGCUGCUUUUUGCUUUUCUUAGUUUUUUAAAUUGUUGCUGAAGUUAUUGAAGUUGUAAAAACACAAAUGUGAACUGCAGACAGACGAGUGAAAUGAAACGUCGGCUCCUGAAAAUGAAAAACGUGUAAAAUAAAAUGUGUGUAAAUAGCCAUUGAACUGCACUGUCGUCCUCAGAGACCAACGCGACUCAGCGUCUCGUGUCACAGACUCAAUGCUAACAGUCUAUUGGUCCGUUUCAUGCGUUUAAUUUAUUACUGUGACACUAUUUAUUUUUACUUUGGUCUCCAGGUUGUGUGUACAGUGAAACAUUUGUCCUAUUUAUGUUACUUGAUCAAUAAAAUUGGCUUUCAUCUG
Molecule: messenger RNA, 8880 nt
Organism: Siniperca chuatsi (mandarin fish)
Lineage: Eukaryota; Metazoa; Chordata; Actinopteri; Centrarchiformes; Sinipercidae
Product: CSC1-like protein 2
Exons: 25
Coding region: 788-3334 (848 amino acids)
Cellular component (GO): plasma membrane
Molecular function (GO): nucleic acid binding; calcium-activated cation channel activity
Source: RefSeq, a predicted model, not a curated record